This is a messenger RNA of Diabrotica virgifera virgifera (western corn rootworm), 6482 nucleotides long. It is a transcript of the gene Marf1, whose product is annotated as meiosis regulator and mRNA stability factor 1. NCBI's taxonomy places the organism in Eukaryota, Metazoa, Arthropoda, Insecta, Coleoptera, Chrysomelidae. Gene Ontology annotation, cellular component: peroxisome; cytoplasm. The coding region runs from base 138 to 4280 and encodes 1380 amino acids. The transcript is spliced from 21 exons. Gene Ontology annotation, biological process: post-transcriptional gene silencing. Gene Ontology annotation, molecular function: mRNA base-pairing post-transcriptional repressor activity; CCR4-NOT complex binding; RNA nuclease activity. The record is from RefSeq and is a predicted model, not a curated record.
UGUUCACCUUCAACGUGAAAACAACUGCAAAAUGCAGAUGCAUAAUCAAAAACAUAUUUUUGAAAUAAUGUAGUGGCAGUAGAAAAAUAUCUUUUUAUUUUUGUAAAAUAUCAGAUCACAAUGUAAAUUUUAUAAGCAUGAAUUACACUGGCUUAGAUCAAGAUUCUAGUGGAGACUGUUCUGGAGGUAGAAACUGCAGUUUUUCUGAUAACAAUGGAGCUGUACCUAAAUUUAAGUUUCCAGCACCUCCUAGGAUCUCAAAAAGUGCAAACAAUUCCUUAAACUCUUCGUAUUCGGACAGUUCUCAAUCUACCAGCGAUGGAGUUAGAUUCAACAGAAGCUAUAACAUAUCCAAAAAGAGGCAUAGAGCCCCAGCACGACAUUUACCCCCUUUGGGUAUAUACUGGGACAUUGAGAAUUGCCAUGUACCUAAACAUAAGAGCGCAACGGCUGCCGUGCAAAAGAUAAGAGAAGUAUUUUUGCAGAAUUAUAGAGAGUCUGAAUUUGUAGUUGUCUGUGAUGUUAAGAAAGAAAGUCCUCAGCUUGUACAGGAAUUGCAUGAUGCACAAGUGAUGUUAGUGCAUGUGUCCUCAAUUUCAAAAAAUGCUGCUGAUGAAAAGUUAAGACAAUCGCUGCGAAGGUUUGGGGAGCUACAUCCGCCACCUUCUGCAGUUGUUUUAAUUUCUAGUGAUAUAAAUUUUGCAGCAGACCUUUCUGACUUGAGGUAUAGAAGGAAAAUCAGGGUUAUUUUAGUACAUAAUUAUAAUAUAGCUGAUGCUCUAAUAUUAUGUGCAAAUGAGCAUCAUUUGUUUUGUCAAUUAAUGAAAGAAAUACCAGUUUGUACAACAAAGUUUCUCAGUCCAGGUCCUGUGUAUGUAACUAUUACAAAUCUACCGAAGCAUGUGGAACAUCUAAAGAUUAAGAACAGAUUAAAAAUUAUAGUUGAAAAUUGUGGUGGGAAAAUAUUUAACGUCAAGUCCAUUGAUGGGACAGCAACUGUAAAGUAUACUACUUUAGAUAAUGCAACCAGGGCACAAAGAAGAAUUCACGGAGAAGAUGUUUUCGGAAAUAAACUAAGGGUUUCUCCGGCAAUAAGAAACAUUUCAGGUCACACAAUCAAAUAUGCAGAUCAAUCUUUUCAUUCUUAUGAUAUGCCUCCUCCUCCGCCACCAGGCUUCACAGAUUCUUACCUUAACGGAACCAGUAACAAAGAUACAAGGAAGCCCCUUCAAAAUUCCAGCAACCAACAAGUUCAGCAGCUUGUCGAUGCUUGCGCCUUCAGACCCAUCAGGGGCGCUUCGAGUGUAUCACCAAUGGAUGUUUGCUACGACAGUUCGUGGUGGAGCAAAAAAGGUCUAGAGCGUAAGUCCUCCCAAGAUCAAUUAUUGAAUGCUAUAGGCAAUCUUCCUAGUCGUAGUCAUAAGAACAGCGGAAGUUCAGAAUAUACCAGCGAUGAACAGAAGACGGGAUAUUCCAGUGAGAGCGACGUUAAGAGUUUACAAUCCAACCAACCAGUAGAUUUAGUAAUUUCUAAUUUAGACCCAACUAUAGAACCAAAGGAACUCAAAAGACUGCUUACAAAUAUGCUCAAAGAGUAUGCUAUGAUACUAAGCUUAAAUAUUACAGUACAAAACGAUGGUAUGCCCAUAGCAAACAUCAGGGUAAAUGGGCAAAGGGAAGCCCAGUUCACGAUCUCACAGUUGCAUAGACAAAAGUUAGGACACAAAAGAAUAAUCAUAUCCUACGCUCAGAGUUCGUCGCCGUAUCCUGAAGAACUUAGAGCUAUGGUUAUAGAACUAUUACAGGAAGUACCUGAUCAAUGCAUGCCCCUAUUUAAAUUUAUAAAUUUAUUGGAAUCACGUUAUCAUUGUACCGUAUCAGUGUCAGAAGUUAACAAACUGAAAGACGUUUGUAAGAUAUCAGACUGUCUAGGAUCUAGGAUAAUAUCAUUGAACCAAGACGUUAAGACGUCGCCUCCACCAAAUUUAUCCAGGACGUUUGUUCAGUACUGCUCGAUACAUUGUCCAAAUGGUGUCCAGAGCCGAGGUUGGUGUGAGUUAAGCGUAAUUCAGACGCCAAAUGUUAAGAUGUCACUCAAAGUAUUUGCAAAUAAGCUUCUGGUACUAUUAAAAUUACAUUUGGGUGUGAUGCAUCUUCUCAGCUUUCAGGCGUGUUACGAACAAGAGUUCCAUGAGCCUUUGCCAGUAUACGAUGGAGGUGUGCCCUUGGAGCAUCUUGUUACCUGUGUACCAAAUAUAGAAAUAAAACUCGUAGGACCAAAUAAAAAUAUUAAGAUUAUUAGAUAUCUUGACUCUACGAACGAAGAAACCGAUGAAGAUUCAGUGCUGAGAUCUGUCCCACCUCCGCUUGCACCAAAUAUAAGUCUUUUGUGCCGCGAACUAAUAGAUCUUUUGAAAACCCAAGACCGAUGCCAGUUACUCCUGGGCAAAUUCAUUCCGGCAUACCAUCACCAUUUCGGAAGACAAUGUAGAGUUGCUGAUUAUGGAUAUACCAAAUUGGUGGAUCUCUUCGAGUCGAUUCCACAUGUCGUACAGAUUCUUGGCGAUGGCACCAGACGAGCCAUAACGCUGUCACACUCGGCUCAAGUGCGUCGUUUCACCUCGGAUCUCUUGCGUGUCCUCAAAGUCCAACCUGCCAAACAAAUAUCCCUGACUGACUUUCCAGUGGCGUACGAAAAAGUGAUCAACAAACCAUUUAACGCAUUCGAAUACGGACUGUGCACCUUUGAAGAUUUACUGCAAGAAAUUUCUGAGAAUACGGUGGUUGUCAGUCAGAACGAGAACGGAGAGUUUGUUAUAGCAGUGCCCAAGAGAGAACAAACGGCUGAGGAGAUCAUGAGGACCAAACAGUUCGCUGCGGAGGUCAUCGAUUUACUUCGACACUCUCCUUAUUACUCGAUGUUUUUCAACAAAUUCGUCCCAGCAUACCACCACCACUUCGGACAUCAAUGUAAAGUAUCAAACUAUGGUUUUACCAAAUUGAUAGAACUUUUCGAAGCCAUACCAGACAUAGUAAAGAUCGAAGAAUUACCCGACGGAGAAAGAACCGUCGGUUUAACAUUACCUGAGGCUUUGAAAGUAUUAGGAACUCAAAUAGUGAUAUUAAUCAAAUCGUCACCGCAGGAGUCCCUUCUUCUAAAUGAUCUACCCAAAGUAUUCCUGGCGGAAUAUGGUUAUCCUCUAAAGCCGCAGUUGUAUGAAUGUAUGUCAGUGUCGGAAGUGUUAACGAAAAUUUCAGAUUAUGUUCAGGUGAACAACAGCAAUGCUGGUUUAUUGCUUGUUGCGAUAGAACUAGACACGAUUCCCAGUGUUCUAACGAUCAGAUCUUGGGCAUUACUGCUGAAGUCUCCACAUUGUCUAGAUCUUAGUACUUUCCGGUAUGAAUAUCAGUCGAGGUACAACAGCGUCUUCUCGAUGGAAGGACUACAACAGAUCGGGAACGUAAUUUCGCUAUCAUUAAACAAUGAUGCAAACUACAUAUCCUUGACGAACUUGUACGUCCUGGCCGCUCAAUUGUAUCACGUCCUCUACAAGAACGGAGGCAGCGCCCUCUAUUGCAACCUAGAAAAGUUAUAUCAAGACUUCUACGGGAAAGCUCUGAAGCUGAGUUCGUACCAAAUUUAUUCAAUAGACGACUUCUACAAUCACUUCAACCUCAUGUUUUUCAUCAGAAGCAGCAAAAAGAAGACUGUGGUAGUGCUCAAUAGAAAUCUAGCUGAGCAUUUCGUAUCGCUGCCACCGUCCAUGUUCUACAUGUUCAAGCACAACGAGCCGGUAGGUAAGAGAGACAGUCCCAAUAAUUGGCCCCCACCUCCCCCUCUCGAGAUGGUACCAACAAACAUCAAGCGAUCGGGUCCCCCCAAGCCUGAUACUCCACCGACGCCAGAUAGCAAUCCUUCGAACGUUUGGUCGGUCAAUUCUCCGAUCGAGGGUCGCUUAAACCUGUCGAUACAUAUGCCCAUCAUUCAAAAUCCACAGCUGUUGAGCAAUCCUUACACAUUGAUUUCACCUGCGCGCCAUCUACUGCCGUCUAUGAAAUAUCUGUGGAAUGGAAUCGUGUCUUCUCCGGAUCCGUCAGAUUUACCGAUGCCUGAUAAACUGAUGGUUAAAGGUGGAGUUGCAGAUGAUUCACAAGAUUCUGGUGUUAACAUAAAAUUAGAGAAUUCUCCUUCAGAUACAGAAAACGAUGCUGCAACUUCUACAAAUUUAGGUGAAAAUGGAAAACCAUCCUUUGCAACUUAUCUAAGCUUUAGCAGUUAGGUUGCCAAGAACGAAAUAAAACAUACGCACAAGUUUUAACGAAAAAUCUUUUGAAACUGUUGUUCCACGUGGGAGCUGGUAAUUUUAUCAAAAGUCUAAUCCGUUUCCAACUUUACACUUAUAGUAUAUUUUUGUUAAAGUAUAUUCUUGUAGUACAAAGACGACCUAGAUAUCGUAGAUGUGGUUUUCAAGAAUUUUAAAUAUUUUUUAGAUCAUAAAAAUACUUUGAGAAUGAUUUACCAUCAGUUCUAGUAAGAACAACGAUUAGAUUAUAAUGUUAUAGAUCGUAUUUUUUUAAAUUGUCAUUAGCUACUUAAUUUUUUAUUAGUUUCUAAUUUUAAUUCAAAAAUUGUGUCCGUACCAAAAGAGUUACAAGAGAUUUCUUUUAAAAAAUAUAUUUUUCGGUGCAUUUAAAACAUUUAUUUAAAUGUGCAUUUUAUGAAACCUUCUUCGCAUUGACUUUUUUGCAGACAUCUCUUGUACCUCGUAUACUUUUUAUGAUCCGAAAAAAUCUACAUUUAAAUGCUCAACUGGCAUUCAAGUAGGAGGUAUUGUAAGUAUCAAUAAUUUUUAGCUGAACUGAUUGUCUGAGAGAAAUUUGUACAGAAUGUCCCACGUUAUGCGUUCGGACAGGUUCAAUAUUUAAAAAAAAAUGUGAUUGCAUUAGUAAAUUAAUAUAUUAGUAAUAUAUAAAACUUUAUUUUACGUAUUGUUUAUCAAAUGAUUCAAUAUUUGCUUUAAAACGGAAGCAAGUAGUAGAUGUGGUGCUACAUUCUGUACAACUUGCUGUAAAUAAUUAGCUGAAUUGAAUAUUUCAAUAAUUUUCAAUUGUAACACUAAACAAAAUUUGAAGGAAAAAAAUCUCGUCCUCCUCAGUACUAAUCCUGUUCAGGAAUUCCCUUCCAUAAUCCUCUGUUAUGGGCUAGUUGUUGGACUUCGUCGACUCAGUUAUUGAGUAUUUUUUGUUGAUCCAUCCAACAGCUGGAGCUCUUACCCUAGAUCUUUUUCCUUCACCUCUGCACUCGAUUAUCAGUUUUUCCAUCCAGGAAAACCCUACAUGAAUAAAUAAUCUAUACUGACAUGAGAAUCAAACAUUCAAAUUAAAAAAAAGUAUAUGGACUUGUUAAUUGCUUUUCUAUUUAAGUAUCAUGCUAAAAAAUCUUUAUUAGAUAUAGUUUUUAGCCCAAAACGAAUUUUGUACCAUGCAUUCAGACGUAAAUUUUGGUUUUCAGACGGUUUUCUUGUCUUUCACUAUAAGGUUUGUUCCAACUCGAUACAAAACCGUUCUUGAAUCGUUUCGCGCAUGCGCAAUAACUAAUAAUUAUGCGCAGUAACACAUUUUUCGUUACUGCGCAUACUCGUAACCGUUCAAGAACGGUUUUGUAUCGAGUUGGAACAAACCUUGUGUGUCACUUCAGAUGUUAUUUGUCAAUUAUGUAAUUUUGCAUUGUCAACGACUUUGUAUUAUCUGAUUGUUUAAACUUAUUUUGCAAACUAUGUCUGUUAUUUGUUUAUGCCGUAUUUUGUAAGAUGAAGGGAAUAUUCAAUGCUGAUACAUUUUUUCAAUAAAGAAACUGUAAAAGCAUAGUAGAGAGAUAUAUUGUCUUUUGCAUUCUUGCAUUGGUUAUUGUCUGAAAUUGCAUUUACAAGAUGUCUAUUACAGUUGUCAAUAAUGUCAUUGUCAACGAUUUUGUAUGCCAUUUUUUUAAAUUGCAAUUUUUUAUUUGGGAUUAAAAAUGAUUUGUUUAUAUUUAUAGCAUGAUUGAUUCACAUUAUUUUUUUGUGUAGUGGUAGAAUUAAAAUUAUUGAAAUGUCCACUCUAUUGUUUAUGGCAUUGUGUUUUAAAAGACCAAUUUGUUUCAUCAUUCCUAUGAUUUGUGUCUGUGAUUGUGUACUAUUUAUUAUUAUUCAGUUAGUAGAUAAGUCGAUAUCUUUCGAACAAAAAACUGCUAUCGACUUACCGAUUUUAUUUCUGUUGUGUAAAUUGCAUUUAUUGAAUUUUUGGUUGUUUUUUUAAAACAGCGCUUAUGCAAUUUUUAUGCAAUACUAUUUUGUAAUGUAAUUAUUACUUUUUUACAAUAUAUGUGACUUUUUUUCAAGUAUAGAAUGUAAGAAAAUUUGUCUGUACGAUUUUAAAAUCGGUUCUGCCAAAAAAAUGUAUUAUGAUGUGUUGUUAUAAAUAAAUAAAUUUGUACUUUUUUA